This is a messenger RNA of Nanorana parkeri, 964 nucleotides long. RefSeq names its product urokinase plasminogen activator surface receptor-like. NCBI's taxonomy places the organism in Eukaryota, Metazoa, Chordata, Amphibia, Anura, Dicroglossidae. The coding region runs from base 75 to 959 and encodes 294 amino acids. The record is from RefSeq and is a predicted model, not a curated record. The transcript is spliced from 7 exons.
AAAUGCAGCAUUACCUCUGUGCACGAGCCAGCUGACACACACAUCUUCAUCAGUCACCCAGGUUGCACAGCACUAUGAGACUACUUCUCCACUCAGUGCUCUACAGCGCCCUUGUAUGUCUGGCUUCCAGCCUCCAGUGUUUCCAUUAUAAUGGCCUGCCAGACCGCGCCCAAGAGGAACAAGUGGCGAAAACCUGUGAGAGCACUCACCAACACUGCAGCUCCUCUCUUUAUACAUAUAGCAAACUGUUGAACGGAAUGGUGCUGGUGAAGGGCUGUUCUACCGGGAAGAACUGUAACCAAACCCAGAGCGGCCCUGUGAAGUUCGUCCACACCAGCGAGACCGUCCUGUGCUGUGACACUGAACUGUGCAAUGAACACUUAGUACCAGAUCUAGGAGAGGAUCCACGGAUAGAGUGUCUGGCAUGUCACGGGCAUCCCUCAUCUUGCGGGGGCAGCAGUCACCCCAGCCUGAGAUGUGGGAAGUCCCAGAAAUCCUGCAUUGAGGUCUCCAUUACCACUGCACUCAGCCAAGACAUCCAUCACACCAUGAUAAAGAGCUGUAGCAACAGUUCAUCGUGUCCGGGGCUGGCUGCCUUCAGCAACGGGAAAAGUCCAGUGUCGUAUUCCUGCAGCCACCGCUGCUGCAACGGCAGCCUGUGCAAUACGGGAGACUUUGCAGUUGAAGACUCUGGAGCAGAGAAUGGUUUGGAGUGUUACAGUCGAUCAUCUCCAGAAGAAGCCAGCACCAUGCGGUGUCGGGGGCAGAUGACGCGCUGUGUGGACCUGAUGGGCACAUCAAGUCACAGUGAACCAGUUAUGAGUGGAUGUGCCACCGAGGCCUUCUGUCAAAGCCUCUACCCAACGUUUCCCAUACCAGGAUGGACAGGAACCAUGUGCUGCACCCAGUCACUCUGUAAUUAUGGCAACAGCACUGCUACCAAUAAUGUAAAACAUUGAAAACA